GCUGGCGGAGAGACGGACGCCAUGUUUGAUUGUGGGCUCUGAUCAGCGCUUCGUUCAGCAAGGCCGCCUGACCUGGCCUUCCCUUUUUUAUGAAUUGUCGUGUCUCGAUUUCCCCCGGGGCACUGAGGACGGAGAGAGGAUCUCCUGGUCAUCGCGGCGGAGCGAGGCAGCGGGGCCGGCCGGAUGGAGGCGCGGCUCCCACGGUCGCUGUGAAAGACAGGAUCGGGUUAGCACUCAGCCAAAAGCGUAUUGGUGAUGAUGCACCAUGGCACUGGUCCACAAAACAUACAGCGUCCACUGCAGAGAUCCAAGUCGUAUACAGGCAAUGAGGGAGAUGACCAGACUGCUUUACCCCAGUCUCCUGCCACAGCAUUUGCUCCGGCCCUCAGCCCUGUGCCACGUACUGUGGCCAGUCCAUCUGGGCCCCAGUCACCCAGUUACCAGCUUCAGCAACUUAUAAUGAAUCGUAGUUCUGUAUCAGCCCAGAAUGUCAACAUCACCCUGCAGAAUGUGAGCCAAGUGAUGGCUGGGAAUCAACAAAUUACGUUGGCUCCCCUGCCGAUUCAAAACCCGGCAUCCCCAGGGUUCCAGUACAGCUCGCAGGCUGUGGGGCAGCAAAGGCGGUUUGAUCAUGGGUCACCUUCAUACAUUCAAGUCACCUCUCCUUUGCCUCAAGUUCAGCCACAGAGCCCCACACAGCAUAGCCCUGCAACACUUGUGCAGAGUGUGCAACGGCCAGGGACAGCAGCCCCAGGGCUGGGCAUGUGUAACCAGAGCCCAACCCGAGGAUUUGUGGAUGCCAAUGUGUUGGUCAGGCAACUGAAUCUUAGCCCAUCCAGUGCUGGGCACUUUGUGUACCAGGACCCGUCCAGCCUCGCUCAGAUUACUUCAAAUGUUGGUGGGCAGAUACAACUGACGACGGCGGGCACAUCUGCUUCUGUGCCCCGAGAACGCAGACUCUCACAGCCUCACUCCCAAACUGGUGGAACUAUUCACCACCUGGGACCUCAGAGCCCUGUUGCCAGUGGCACAAUGCAGCCCCUGCCUAGUCCGAGCCACAUUACCACCUCAAACUUGCCUCCGCAGAUCAGCAGCAUCAUACAGGGACAGCUGAUUCAGCAGCAGCAACAGCAGGUUCUUCACAGUCAGCAGAUGACCAGACCGGUAAAUUAUGAAAGGCCAUCUGUGACCCUUACUGCGGGUGUGGUAGGGCCAUCAGCCUUUGGGAUAACAUCCCCGGCAUCUCCUAGCCCAUGUCGGAACACUGUGGCUCAGACCCUGGCAUCAACUUGUCUGACUCCUAGUAGCAGUUGCAUUCCAUUCGUGAGGAAACAACCAAAGAAAUUGGAAGAGAUUCCACCUGCCACCCCGGAGAUUUCUCAUUUGAGAAAGCAGUGUUUGGAGCACCACCUUGCUGAAAUGGAGACUCUAAGAGAGACAUUUAAGGAUUACUUGAUUGAACUUUUCUUCCUUCAGCACCGUCAAGGAAAUAUGAUGGAUUACUUGGCAUUUAGAAGGAAGCCGUGUCUCGCCUUGUUGGCAUAUUUGAAGCAAAAUGACUUGGACCUAGAAGAGGAAGAAGAGGAGGAACAGUCUGAGGUCAUUAAUGAUGAGGUAAAAGUGGUGACAGGAAAGGAUGGCCAGACUGGGACACCAGUUGCCAUAGCAACACAACUUCCCUCUAAUGUUUCUGCUGCAUUUUCAACACAGCAGCAACAGUUUCAGCAAACACACCAAGGUACCCCUGUGGCAGGUACAGCCAAUACAGUGGAGAUUGAAGCUUUCAAAAGGCAGCAGGCUUUGUCCCAAACAGAUCAGAAUAAAAGGCCACGGAUAGAAGGUGGUCGUCAUGGAAUGGUUUUCCAGCAUACAACUACUUUAGGAUCUCCAGCUAUUGUUCCCUUACAGCAACUCAUGCCAACAGUGCAGGGUGGAAUGCCCCCUACGCCUCAGACAAUACAGCUUGGUGGCCAGAAACAAAACCAACAGCAGUACGACCCUUCCAAAGGACCUCCAGUGCAGAACGCAGCUAGCCUGCACACGCCUCCGCCUCAGCUGCCUGGCAGACUGCAGCCCACAGUUAUGCCAUUGACAUCACUCCCAGCUACCAUUCAGUUGACACAACAACACAUAGUCGAAACCCAGCUGCAGUCCCAUCCCCAGCUUCACCCCCAGCCCCUUCUUCAGCCCCAACCCCAGCCUCAAAAUCUUCCACAGCUCAAGGCUCAGCAGCAGCCUGUUUCUCUUUCACAGUCUCAGACCCAGCUUCAAGUUCAGCUCCAGCAGCAGGUUCAAGCUCCACUUCAUGUACCGAUGCAGACUCAACCGUCAGCACAACUUCAGCAGUCACAAGCACACCUUUCUCAACAGCAGACUGUGACGCUGAUGCGAUCGACAAGUGACUCUGGCCAGGCAUGCCAACGAUUGAUUGCCAAUUCACUGCCUACCUCGUCUGUGCCACAAGUGACCCUUUCAGGGACAAUAUCUUCUGCUCCUGUACAUCAAGCAUUGACUAAUAGGACUCCCCUGGCUGCAAGCAGGCCAGUGUCACCAAUCUCUCAAUCCAAACAAGCAGGGUUGGUUAGUUUGUCUGUCACGGUACCACCUAAAGCCCAAGUGGUGUUACAGAAUUCAUCACUAGUUUCACAGGAUAGCACUACAAAUGCAAAAGAUAAAGUUGUCGAACAAGUCAAACAGGAAAAUCAGAUACAUCAACGAAUUGCUGAACUUAGGAAAGAGGGGUUGUGGUCACUGAGGAGACUGCCACGACUUCAGGAAGCACCACGGCCGAAAUCUCAGUGGGACUAUCUGCUGGAAGAAAUGCAAUGGAUGGCUGCAGAUUUUGCUCAAGAAAGGAGGUGGAAGAUGGGCAUUGCUAAAAAGCUUGCCCGAACUGUUGUGCGCCAUCAUGAAGAACAGAAGCUGAAUGAAGAAAGAGCAAGAAGAGAAGAACAUGCCAAACUUAGACGGAAAGCUGCUUCAGUUGCUAGAGAUGUGCUGCAAUUUUGGUGUAAUAUUGAAAAGGUUGUAGAAGUAAAGUUGCAACUUUAUAUGGAAGAGCAACGGAGAAAAGCAUUACAAUUACGGAGGGAAUCAUCAAACAGAGGUCCAAACUCUGUAUCUCCAUGGCCUAGGUCAGAAAAGCUCAGUGAUGAUACAUUGGGCAAUGAAAGCAACAGGAAAUCCAGUGAUUCUUUUGCUGGGGAUGAGGCUGCUGUGGAAACAGUGGAAGACUGUGAAGAAACAAUUGAAGAACAAGAGGCUAUUGAAGGCGUUGUUGACCAUCAGACUGAAUUGGCCGAUUUAGCUAAACAAGCUGAAAUCCCUCUGGAAGACCUUGUACAGCAGUAUGCUGGUGCUUAUUCAGAAAACUUUGACUGGCCAGCUCCAGAUUCUUCUGACAGUGAGGAUGACGACUAUGACGAUGUUGAAGAAAUGGCAGAGGAGUUUGCUGCUGAAUUUGACAGUCCGGAGCAAGAGGUGGCAAUCGAUUCUUUGCUGAGCGUAGACCAGUACAGAGUGGUGGAGCGAAUACAUACCAAUCCGACCGAGGGGAGGAGGCCAAGAAAGGACAUCGCUGAGGUUUCUGCUGCUGCUGAGCCCCUCCUGCCAAAAGGCACAGCUCGCUAUGCAUCCUCGGUGAGAAAUGCUGCUCCAUUUUUGCUUCAUGGGACUCUUCGGGAAUAUCAGCAGAUUGGCAUUGAUUGGCUAGCUGGUCUCCAUAGAAGAAAAUUAAAUGGAAUUUUGGCUGAUGAUUCACGUUUAGGCAAGACUGUGCAGAUUAUUGGUUUUUUAGCCCAUCUCGCUGCAAAUGAAGGCAUCUGGGGUCCACAUCUUGUUGUGGUGCGAACUUGUAAAAUGCUUAAUUGGGAAAUGGAAUUCAAGCGCUGGUGUCCAGGUCUCAAGAUCAUGAUGUACUUUGGCACAAGGAAGGAACGUAGAAUUAAAAGAGAGUGUUGGUUGGAACCCAAUUCUUUCCAUGUAUGUAUAACAUCGUACAAGCUUCUGCUGAAGGACCACCAAGCUUUCCGAAGGAAGAGGUGGAAGUAUCUAAUCCUGGAUGAGGUCCAGCAGCUCAGGAACACCACUGAAUGGCACUGGGAGGCCCUGUUCAAUCUCAAGAGUCAACAGCGCUUGCUUUUAAUUGGAGCUCCUUUACAAAAUACCCCAUUGGAACUGUGGACUAUGAUGCAUUUUCUGCUGCCUGGAAUUUCCAGAUCCUACCUGGAUUUCCCUGUGAAAGUUGGCACGGAUGAAAAUCAGGACUAUUGCCACAAAUUGGUGAUAAGAAUGCAUAGGAUGAUCCAGCCAUUCAUUUUACGACGAUCGAAGAGGGAUGUGGAGAAACAGCUGCCGAAGAAAUAUGAGCACAUUCUGAAAUGUUGCCUGUCGAAGAGACAAAAAAUCCUGUAUGAAGACCUCAUGUAUCAACCUACCACAUUGGAAGCCCUGAGAUCUCGUCAUUUUGUUAGUGUUCUUAACCUCCUGAUGCAACUGAGAAGGAUAUGCAAUCAUCCUAACCUGAAGUGCCCCAGGUCUGUCUGUUCGGCCUACGUGUUUAGAGCUCUGCAGUAUACAGUUGCAUCUGUAGUGUUGAAAGUGCUUGAAUAUGACCCUUGGAAGAAUGUGGACUUAUCUGCCUUCAAUCUCGCUGGAAUCGAAAACAGACUUUCUCGAUAUGAGGCCGAGAUGGUCAUGCCCAAACGGAAGGUGACGAGGAAACUCAUUGAGGAAAUCUACUACUCGCCAGAUCUUCCACCCAGACCCAGACCAGUUAAAGUGAAAGUCAGCAAGUUGUUCCAGCCUGUACAGUAUGGCCAAAAGCCAGAUGACCGGACAGUUGUGGUCGUCGGUACUCAGCCUCAGCGGGCACCCAGCACAACUUCAGCUGCAACCCAUCAAGGGCAAGCACGUGGCAAGUCUUCAGCUGUUGCGGUGCCUGCUUCUCAGGUUAUGACUUCUGCCCAGGCACAAACCAACCACUUGUCAUUUGCAGCAGCGACUCCAUUUCAGAUGAAUCAGACUACUGCCAAUGCACCGGGACAGCAGCAAGCGGUGAACAGCACCAUCACCUCUAGCACAGCCAGUCCGGCCCUGGGCAGCACAGCAGGCCUGGUCACCCAGCAGGGACAGGCCGCUUCCCAGGCCUCGCACACGGGUCAGGCCCAGCAACAGGCCUCCACUGCUCACACCGCCCCGACAACCAAUGUGCUGCAUCAGAGGCUGGUGCUCACCUCACAGGCCCAGGCACGAUUGCCUAGUGGAGAAGUCGUUAGCAUCGCCCAGCUUGCCUCCAUAGCUGGUGGGCAAGGACGAGGCACCCAGACUAGUCAGCCCGUGACGCUGCACUUCCAAGGGAACAAGUUUACCUUGUCUAGCAGUCAGUUGCGGCAGCUCACUGCAGGCCAGCAUCUCCAGUUACAAGGUAAUGUCCUACAAAUAGUAUCAGCACCAGGGCAGCAGAUUAUGCGUCAACAAAGUCAGGCUUUGUUGCAAGCACAAUCCCAGAGCAAUGCAGUCCAAAAUGCCUCUGCAGCAACUGGAAACCAGCAAGGAAUAGUACCUAGUUCUGUUUCCACUUCUGUUUCAACACAAGCAUCUUUCCUCACGACCAGAACAGUUAGCAGUUCAGCAUCUGGUGAGCAGGGAGCAAUCCUAAGGCCAAUAUCUUCUCUAGGAUCUGCUACACAGGAUUCUGUAGAAGAAAAGAAAAAAUUCAUAAAGGAACGGUUGGACCGAAUUUUCUUGAUAAAUGAGAAACGAUGUUCUGUGAUGCCUGUCUAUGGUACAGAACUGUUGGGAGUUUGCUUCUUGAUUGGCGAAUAUAAACUUACAAAGCUUAAAUCAGCUGAGAACGCCUGGCUUUUCUCUGGUUACGUGAACUGCUGCAACAUUCAGCAGGCAGUGAGUGACUCCUUUGCUGAAAUAUCUUGGAAAAGGACAGAAUCUUUGUCACAAGCAAUCUUAUCCAUGGAUCAGAGGCAAGAUAGUAUGCAAGACAUCAUUAAAAGGGUUCACUGUGUUGUUCCAAAUGUAGUGGCACCUCUGCCAAUUCUGUACACGUUUAACCCUCCACCACCUUAUACGCAUCGCAUGAGGCUAUUCCAAUCUAACCUUAAACAGGAGCUGGCUCCAUACACCCAACAAUUGCUGCAGGUUACUUCUACAACAAAGUUACUGUUAACUGACCCGAGGCUUAUACAGUUUGACUCAGGGAAAUUGGAAGCACUGGCUGUUCUGCUUCAUAAACUGAAAUCAGAAAGGCGCCGGGUGUUGAUAUUCACACAAAUGGUUCAAAUGCUGGACAUUCUGGAGAGCUUCCUGGAUUACCACAGUUUUGCUUUUGUGAGAAUUGAUAGUAAUGUUCAUCUUAAUCAACGACAGGUGCUGAUGAAACUUUUUAAUACAGAUAAGCGCAUCUUUUGUGCCAUCCUUUCUACCCGUGGAGGUGCUACGGGUGUUAACCUGGUUGAUGCUGACACGGUUAUUGUCUAUGACAGUGACUUGAACCCAACCCUGGAUUCACAAGUCCAGGAAUGGUGUGAUAGAAUUGGAAAAUGUAAAGAUAUUCAUAUCUACAGACUAGUUAUCGGCAACUCCAUCGAGGAGAAACUUCUCAAAAAUGGCACAAAGAAUUUGAUCAGAGAUGUGGCUUCGCAUGGAAGCAACUACUGCACAGCUUAUUUGCAACAGCAAACAGUCCGUGACUUGUUUGAAAUUCCUGCUUUUAUGGGAGAGACUGCGUCAAAGUUAAAGACGGAGGAGUUUGUUGUGCUGUCUCAGGUGUCAUCCUUAGCAAACCAGAUCUCACCAAAAGAGACCAAACCCUUCCUGGAGGCUCUCCAUAGCAUUGAGCAGGAAAGUGGCGAUCAUGCCAGAUUGGGACAGACCACAAGGGCAGAACUGAGGGAAGGUAUUGGAAGUUCUUUAGAGCAAUGCAGGUGUACCAGCACUGAAGAGCCUGCGUACUUGGACGAAUUGGCUGCACUCCUUGAGCAGCUUACACCAGUUGAAAAGUAUGCGAUGAAUUAUUUGGAGCUCACACAGACAUUUAUAACUCCAGCAGAGCAGAGACUACCAGAUGAUCGUAUAAAAACUGCCAAGCGCGUGUGGGAGUUUGGACAUUUGCACUCUCUGAAGGAGGAAAAGAAGAGGCAGCUAGAGGAUGAAGAAAAUGAUGUGUUGUUCACAUAUGGUCGGGAGGAUGCUUACAACAAGGAAUAUGUGAAAGAAGGUCAGGAUGGCCAGACUGAAAUAAUGCCAAUUUGGACUCCUCCAACGCCACCCCAAGAUGACAAUGACAUCUACAUGGAUCCUGUAAUGUGCCUGCUGUAUGACACCACGCCUAUUCUGGAAUCCAAACUACCCCCAGUUUAUGUCCGGAAAGAGCACAAGAGGCUAAAGUUGGAUCCAACAGCUGCUGGAAAGAAGUUCAAGAAAGCUCGGCAUGGAGAACCAGUCACCCCACCACGCUCGCUGUUUGACAGAUCAACACCAUGCAUGCUCAAGAUGCGUCGCGAAGCUAAAGAUCAGAAGAAGAACAUGUUCAUGAAACAACAGACAUCAUUUGCUAAACCUCUGCCCACACUGACUAAACCUCCAGUGGACAGUGGAACAGACAGCCCUGAAUGGCUGAUCAGUGAGGACUGGGCUUUGCUGCAGGCUGUGAAACAGUUGCUGGAGUUGCCUUUAAACCUAGCCAUUAUCUCCCCGGCGCACACACCAAACUGGGAUCUUGUCAGUGAUGUAGUUAACUCCUGCAGCCGCAUUUACCGGUCACCUAAACAGUGUCGCAACAGAUAUGAAAAUGUGAUAAUACCAAGGGAAGAAGGAAAGUUGAUAUAUGAUGCUAAUCCAAAGAAAAAAACAAAAAGCAUUUACAAGAACAAAAACAGUCGUCCUCUGCGAACCAGCCAAAUCUAUGCACAAGAUGAGAGUGUUAUGCAUACACAGCUUUUCACAAGCCACUUUGAGCUUGUGAAGCUUAUAGCUGGCAAAAGAAGUCCACCAAUCAAACCUAUGCUUGGAAUGAAUCCCUUUCAGAAAAAUCCAAAGCAUGCAUCUGUGUUAGCAGAGAGUGGAAUCAACUAUGACAAGCCUCUACCACCAAUCCAGGUUGCCACACUUCGAGCUGAGCGUAUAUCAAAAGAGAAAAAGGCUUUAGCAGAGCAGCAGAGAGCCCAACAACUGGCACAGCAACAGCAGCAAGCACAGCAAAAUACCCAGCCAGCUGUACAACAGCAACAAGGCUCGCAGGCUCAGAAUCCAGUGCUUCAGCAGUCUCAAGCUGCUGUCCAGACUGCUGCAUCCACUGUUACCAACACCACAGUGCUGCAGCCUGGAGCUAUUAAAACAGCUGCUGGCACAACAAGCAUUCAGACUGCCACUGUUGGAGGCAAUGUCAUUGUGAACACGGCAGCGGGAGUCCAGCAAAGCACAUUUCAGCCUAUUAACAAGCGCCUCACUCCACAUGUUAUCUCUGGAACUCUUACAUCUGCAGGGGGUACAACAGCCCAGGUCGUACAUGCUCAGCAGCGAACCGUGGCCACGUCUGCUGCUACCACAGAGGUCGUAGCCAUAGCAACCAACCAGGGUGUCCGAGCUGCAAUGGCCCCAGUCACAGCCACAGCAGCAGCGGUGGUGACUACCAGCCUGACUCCUGUGCAGUCCCAGACCAGGUCAUUGGUCACGCAAGUCACCCCAGCUACAGGCAUUCAGCUGACCACAGGAAAACCUAUCUCCCAGGCACAAAUACAACUCUUCAGGCAACCCCAGACAGCUCCAGUGCAGGUCCAACAAAUCCAGCCCCAGUCUCAAACUUCAGCCCAGCUGAAGACAGUCCAGAAACUGCCGGAUCAGUUAAUAAAAUUGAAACAGAAACAGCAGCAGCAACAACAGUUGGCUCAGGUGACACAAAGGAAUACUGUUCUCACUGGUGCUGUGACCAAUCUCCCAGUUGCCCGCAUAGCUAGAGUUUCUACGUCACAGCUACAAGCUCAGGGACAGAUUCAGGCACAGCCAGCUCAGACUGCCCAGGUUACACUCACCAAACCACCGGUUGUGUCUGUCCCUACCGCAGUAGUCUCCUCUGGUGUAACAACACUUCCGGUUACUGUUGCUGGAAUCAGCGUGGCUAUUAGUCAACCUCAGAAAGGAUCAACAGGAGGGCAGACAGUAGUGAAGACAGCCAUACCACAGCAUUUUUCACAAAUGCAAGUGCAGCAGCUUCUGAAACUCAAACAGCAACAGCAGAAAGCAGGCCAGGCCCAAGUGACACAAGGACAAGCAGCUUUGCAGGCUGCAGCAAUCACUGCACAACAGAAGAUAACUCAACAGGUUACAGUUCAAUCACAACAGCAACAGCAACAGAAAGUCACUUAUACCACUGCCCAGCUCCAAUCAGGAAUGAAGCCACAGUUCUUGAGUGCUCAGACUCAGAAGCCUACAGGAACUCAACAGAUGCAGGCACAAAUUCAGGUUACAAAACUUCCACAAAUGGUUCAACAGCAAGCAACCGUGGGGAGUAUCCAGCAGAUGGUAUCAACAGCCCAGCAGGUCCAGGCGCAGCCACAGACAAUGACACUGUCCCAGGCAGCUACAGGCCAGCAAGUCCAGGUAAUUCCUGCGGCUGCUACUGCUCAGGUUGUUCAGCAACAACUUAUUCAGCAGCAAGUUGUGACAGCAGCAUCUCCUCAGAUCCAGCCUCCGACCCCACAGAGCCCAGCGCAGCCAGCCGCGACUUCUGAUGCCCAGGGCCAACAAGCCAAGGUGCAAGCGCGAACCGCUGCUCCCAUGAGACUGAAAGCUCCGACAAAACCGAACUGAGCUUGUUAAAUGGAAUGAAAAACCCACUACGUAAAGAAUGUGCUCACAGCAUUAGCUGGACUGUGCUCAGAACAAAUCGUACUAAGUUUGUUAUCACUCCGCUGUGUAAUAGCCAAUGUAUAGAAAAAAGUUGACAUGCAUACACUUCACAUACGUCAUUUAAUAUUGAAUCUUGAUGUUAAUGUAACAUGUUGAUGCGACUGUAAAUCUUUUUAACACGUCAAUAAUUCUAAGGUUUAACCUUAGUCAUCUUUGUACAUACUAUUCUUUUUGGUACAUUUUUAAUGUGCCCUGUAUUUGUUAAAUUCAGAAAGUGGAUGUUAUAGGCAUGUGUUCAGUAUUUGUAAAUCCAUAAUGUAGUUUCUGAAUGUUAAGUACUUAAGUGCAGUUUUUUUCAUUACGUAAAAGUUGGAAAGAAGCCAACAGCAAUGAACUUCAGAAUAAGUUGUAUUUGACAUUCCUUAUCUAGGAAAAUACACGAAUGUUUAUUAAUGAAUUUUUGAUACAAGGUUUUUGUAUUUUUGUUACAUUCUUUUCAUUGCGCAUCCAUGGUUCAGGAUUUGUUUUAAAGUGAUAAUGUUUUAUUUUUAUUCUGUAUGUAUAUGCACAUUAAAAAUGCAAUCUAUGCUACAAAGUUAUUUCCUCCAGUUUUUAGUGUACAUGUUGUACAGUAUUUGUUAUGGUUUUGCAUAGCAUCGUGUUAUAACAUCGUUAACCCUGUCCUCAAAAAGAUGAUUAAAAAUCCAAUUGUGAUCGGCACAUGAAAAUGAUUGAGUAGAAUUGUAUAUAAGUAUUUUUGUUAAUCACUCAGUCAUGUUGCCUUUAAUCUUUCCUUUGUUGAGCCAGAUGUAGAUUUUUUUUUAAGCAGCCGUGGUAUUUUUGUUAUGUAUGGUAAAUUUGGUAAAGGAUGAUGGAUAAAGUUUCAGUGACAGCCCAGGGUAACUGAGACCAAAGAGUGAGUGAGUUUUAAGUUUUCAACAUGACAGGACUGUUGAUUUCCAAUGACAUUGUGUGAAAUUACUGUUACACCGUCAAAUUAUACCAGAUUGUUAGUUGUAUUCAUAAACCACUGCUACUACAUUGUAAUAAAU
This is a messenger RNA of Stegostoma tigrinum, 10916 nucleotides long. RefSeq names its product E1A binding protein p400 (gene ep400). The transcript has 55 exons. Gene Ontology annotation, molecular function: ATP binding; ATP-dependent chromatin remodeler activity. The record is from RefSeq and is a predicted model, not a curated record. Lineage: Eukaryota; Metazoa; Chordata; Chondrichthyes; Orectolobiformes; Stegostomatidae. Bases 256 to 9825 code for a protein of 3189 amino acids.